Messenger RNA from Ahaetulla prasina, 4462 nucleotides. RefSeq names its product triple QxxK/R motif containing (gene TRIQK). The transcript has 5 exons. Gene Ontology annotation, cellular component: endoplasmic reticulum membrane. The coding region runs from base 252 to 512 and encodes 86 amino acids. The record is from RefSeq and is a predicted model, not a curated record. Lineage: Eukaryota; Metazoa; Chordata; Lepidosauria; Squamata; Colubridae.
GAGCGUGACGGCUGUGGGGGACGGGAAGGGACGGAGAAUAAACCGCUCUUUGCUUUAGCCUGACAACCUCACGAACGCGCGCGCGCCUGGCAAGCCCGAAAGAACCAUCAUAAUCAUAGCUCACUUUCGAGGAAGAGAGGGGGCGGACCAUUCCGUUAGUCAAACUUCGUACUUCCUUCUCUGAUUGAUCAUCUUCCUGAAGAUACUCUUCAGUGGUGCUAUUGCAGCUCCAAGUCCAUAAACACGGAAAAAUGGGUAAAAAGGAUGCCUCUUCUGCAAAAAUACCUGUGGAUCAGUACAGAAAACAAAUAGGAAAACAAGAUUAUAAGAAAACCAAACCAAUGUUAAAAGCAGCAAGACUGAAAGCAGAGGCCAAAAAAACUGCACCGGGCAUAAAGGAAGUCAGCCUUGUCCUUGUGGCUAUAUUGGUAUUCUUAUUGGCAUGUUAUGCUUUCUUUUAUCUUAACCUUUCCGAAGAAGACGACCUGGGUCUGGAAAAGGAUGGAAAUUAGCCAAAUUGUUUUUGAAGAUUUCUUCUAGAAAAGCAUUACUCUUGUCAACUUCAGCCAUGAACAGCUGCUCAUCUUGAAAGUGGACAAAAUGAGAAUCAGUUCCUGCAACUCUGAAAUUAAUAAUACGCUUGAGACUCUCUCAGCCGGCCUUAUGGAUAUUAAUGAGGUUCUUCUCUUUUUCAAACUGUAGUUUAUUGGCUAAAGUUGACCUUUUUCCUCAUUUCUUUUUUAAACUGGAAAUACUUCAUUCCAGAAAACAAUUUUCUAUAUUCACUAGUGUUAUUAUGUGGGCGAAAAGAAUUAGAUUUCCUUAGAGCCUGGCAAACAAAUACAAAUUACAGAUACGACUCAAACACAAAUCAAUAUAAUCUGUGAUAUCUGUACACAUAUUUCUAUUACUUCCAGGUUGGACUAAUUGGUAUGAGUGAUUCAGCGCAUUUUUAAUUCUUAUAUCCAACACAAAAUGAAUUUAUGCGUGCUGAAUGUAUGUGAGUCAUGCAUGAUAUUUUUUGGAUCAAAAACUCUAUACAGAUUGUAAUUGAACACCAAAAUUAGAAUCGUAAGUCAUGCCACCUUUUAAGUGUGCAUGCACUCAAUUUUUUUUGCAGAUGUCAUUAAGUGAAUGCUGCCAUUGUUAAGCAAUCCCAUUGUACCCAAUGGGCAUUUUUUGCUAGAAACCAAUUUCUACCAAAAUGCCAGUUUAAAUGCUGGUUUCAAGCAAAAAACAUAAAUCACCAUGUGAUUGGUGAUGUAACUAUGGGAUGCUCCAAAUGCAAGCCAGUUGCCCAGCACCAAAAUGUGAUCAUAUGACUGUGGCGAUGGGGGGGCAAUGACUAUUGGAACUGCAAAACUGGGUCAUAAGAAAUGCUGGAGAAGUCCAUCAUAGCAAUAACACUUAGAUUUAUAUCUCACCUAUAAGCACUUCACAGUGCUUUACAGCCCUCUUUAAGUGGUUUAAAAAGUCAGCAUAUUGCCUCCAACAAUCUAGGUCCUCAUUUUACCUACCUUGGAAGGAUGGAAGGUGGAAUCAACCUUGAGGCGGUCAGAAUCAAAUCCCCGGUAGUCAUUAGAAUUAGCCUGCAAUACUGCAUUCAAACCACUGCGCCACCACGAUUGAUCAUUAUAACUUCUAAUGGUCAUUUAAUGACCAGUCAUAAAUUGAGGAUUACCUGUAGCAUACUUUGCUUUAUAAGUUAAAUUGAUUUGCUGAGAAGUGAGUGUCUUUUGCAUAGUUCUAUCAUUACAACAUUAUAAGGGCUUCCUUCUUGUACCAUAGGACCAAUGUAUCAAAACCACAUUUCAUAUACUUUUGGUUUUAAUAGGACAGCAAACCACAUGCCUACAUUCCACUUCAUUAGGAAUCUUUUUAAACUUUCUUUUUUGUAGAACACAAUAAUUGAUGUUAAUAUUAUGUGACAAACAUGCAUAUUAGCCCUGUAGCAAAGCCCUAGAAAGCAAAAAUUUUCACAGUAGGUCUAUUAGGAGUAGAAUACAGAGCACAGCCUAAUUCAAAUAAAAGGCCUUUGACUUAAGUGGAAACCACUGAAAUAAGCAUGUUCAAAAAUUCUACCAAGCUGGUUGCAUCUCUGCAAGUGCAGAUGUCAACAAAGUACUUUUUAUUUAUGUAUUUUAAAAAAAAUUUACAAUGGCUACCUUGAGUUGAAAGUUUCUUUUAGAAAAAACAACAACUGGGGAUUCUAUUAGAAGAAUAGUUACAUUAAACGAAAACCAAGAAGAUAUCAGAGAUGUGCAAUAUAUUUGAAUGUAUAUCCUAACACCAAAUUAAACAAUGUUUGAAUACUGCUGUUUGAGGAAAAACCCAGAAUCAAUAACAAGGGAAAUUUAUUCCAAACCCUCUAGUAAAAAUGGGAUGGGCACUAUGCAAUACGGUCUCACGGAAAGAGCAACGUCAAGCUACCAUUGACUCAUGUUCUACUACGUCUUUUUAUGGAAAGUGAAAAGUUUCACCUUGGUAAGAAAUAAAACCUUCAUGUUUUCAAGAGUAGUUAAAAGAAGAGAUCAAAUAGUCAUAUAUUACUCAUUUUUUAAUUUCAAACUAUCUAUAUGGGGGGCUACAUCAAAUCUCUCUGCUCAGGAAAAAAAAAUCACUCCCAUCUCAUCACCACUGUGGUGCAAAUUUAUUUUCAGCAUCCUCCUGACUCCUCUAUAGCUGGGUAUCAGCAGUCAUAUUUUUUGUGCACUGCCAACUGUUCAGAGCACAUGUGUUCUGUCAGAAAUGGCACCUGGAUGAUAGAAACACUAGGAUUCACAUAUGUUCUGAAGCAAAGUUCCUUCCUCUUGGGCUAACCGAAAGCGUGUAAAUAGAAAGUUCACUCAGUGUUGGUUUUAAUUAGUACACUGCUUCAUUAACAUAAAGAUGAAAAUUCUACUUUAAUCGUAUCAUGCAAUAUCAGCAAGAAAUACAAAAUAUAUGGUAGUUUUAAAACAAUUUUCAUCUCAAUAUUGGCUCUGAAAUCUUUCAGGUACAGAAAACAACAGUAGAGUUUCUUUACACUUUGUUGAAAGAUACUAUUCUAGUUACAUUAUAUCACGACCGCCCUCUCUCCAUAACCUUCAUUCCAAAGAAAUAUUAUUUUAAAAUAUAUAUGAAUAAAGUAUUUGAUUGGUGAUUUUCUGUUCAGAAAUGUUGGCUACAAAGGUUAUAACGAGGUCCACAAACACGGAUGCUUACACUAACCAAAUAGCAUUGGGGUGCUAACAUGACCCUAAUUAUUGAUCAGAAUUAGGAAGUUUAGUAAAUAAGGUUUCAGUUGGACUUCGUUGAUUAGCAUGGGAUCACAAUACUUCUUAGUUCUAUCUACAAGCUAAUUGAGAGAAUGUGUCAGCUUUGGAAGCCAUAUUAGACCGGAAGCUUCCGUGCUGCCACUUUCUCAUGUAUGGGAAAGUAGGAGGGGGAAUUUAAUAGAGGGUUUGUCUUUAGACAUAAUAGCAUUCUUCCUGUCGGUCAAGGUCAGGCCGAUCCUGCAUCUGGAGAAGGAGUGGUCGGAGUGCUGCCUUAAGAUGGGAUGGAUGGUGAUUGGAGCAUGUGAUAGACUGUGGAGUCGGGAUGGUUUUGGGGGGUUUGAUUUACUGAGGGAAAACCUGGACCUCUCAGAGUCAGGUUUCCCCAGAUGUGCCAGUUUACCUAUCCUAGUAAAUAGAACUUUGCAAGAUGCUUGCUUCAGAGGUUUUACUUGGAGUUGGGUUUUUUUCUGGAAUGCUGACAGAAUGCUGAUUAUUCCAAACAUAAAGCAACUGUUUUACUUUAAACAGUAAAAAUGUGUGGAGUAUAUAUGUAGAUUUGCACAAUCACAAAACAUUGUUAUGAUUAAGCAAAUGAUAAUACAAUUCUUUGAGACAGAAAAAAAAUAUAAUGUUGGAAAUGUUUCUCCGAUACCUUGCUAAUAAAUUCUGCUGAUAUUACGGAGAAUGAACACUUGAAUUCAUUCUAGUAAAUCAGUUGACUGGCAAAUGUUUCAUCUCAUUGAAGAGGCCACUUUUAUCAGUAUGCAAUCAUGUUGACCUCCACCUUGCACAAUCUCUGCCUUUCCUAAAGCAAUUUAUGGUGAUUAGGCUACAUAAUUUGGUCACUUUCUAUGGUCAAGGAGGGAAAUGUAUUUGCAUAUGUGCCCAUGACCACUGGUCUGUUAGUUUAUGUGAUUGGGCCCCAGUUGGAUAUGAUCAUUUUUUAUGCAAAUCUUAUUUAAUGUAAUUCAGAAUUCCAUGGGUUGUAAAGUAAAUGCAUUUUAUAGAUAUGUCUUUUUCUGAGAAGAUGAAAACAAUUUCACAUAGCACACCAGUAUAUUAACAACAGCUUCUCCUCAUGUUUACUAAAAAUCCCAAUUGGUGAGGAAACAGCCAAAAUGUUAGGUGCUAGUAUUUGUCAAACAGAUGUCUCAGCAUAAUUUUGUCACAUGGUUGGAAGAAUAAACGUGCAUAAUUCUGAAUUA